Molecule: messenger RNA, 1705 nt
Organism: Podarcis raffonei (Aeolian wall lizard)
Lineage: Eukaryota; Metazoa; Chordata; Lepidosauria; Squamata; Lacertidae
Gene: SAV1
Product: salvador family WW domain containing protein 1
Exons: 5
Coding region: 34-1194 (386 amino acids)
Biological process (GO): apoptotic process; regulation of cell population proliferation; hippo signaling
Molecular function (GO): molecular adaptor activity; protein binding
Source: RefSeq, a predicted model, not a curated record
AGGGAGGGGGGAGGGGCGGCGGAGGGGGAGGGGAUGCUGUCCCGGAAGAAAACGCGCGCCGAGCUCUCCAAACCGGGCGAGGUGCAGGGCAAGUACGUCAUCAAGGAGACCAGCCCUUUGCUCCGCAAUCUGAUGCCUUCAUUCAUCCGUCAUGGUCCAACCAUUCCAAGACGAACAGAUCUCUGCCUUCUGGACCCGGGUCCUUCUGCCUACGCCGCGGGUGGGGAUGGAGCAGUUUCCAGAAACCAGAGCUUCCUUCGGACUCCAGUACAGAGGCCGCCUCACAAGAUAGUGAGGCGGGAAAGCAACAGACUCUCUGCCCCUUCCUACCUUGCCAGGAGCCUGGCCGACGUCCCGCGGGAAUAUGGCGUAUCUUCCCAGUCCUUUUUAACAGAGGCAAACUCUGUAACUGAAAACGGCGAUGCCGGAUCCCGUCACUAUUAUGACCACCACUUUUAUAAUGGUCAGAGGCGGCACCAGCUGGCGGAUCAUGUGCAGGAGGAAUAUAGAUACUAUGAACAUAACACUGACCUUGCCCAAAGGAUGUCACAGAAUCAGGGAAGGCAUAGUUCAGGCAUUGGGCGGGUGGCUGCUACAUCGCUGGGAAACUUAACAAACCACAGUUCGGAAGAUUUACCUCUCCCUCCUGGCUGGUCUGUGGACUGGACUCUUAGAGGAAGGAAGUACUACAUAGACCAUAACACCAACACAACACACUGGAGUCAUCCACUUGAGCGAGAGGGGCUGCCUCCAGGGUGGGAGCGUGUGGAAUCAGCUGAGUUUGGUGUGUACUACGUCGAUCACAUCAAUAAAAGAGCACAGUACAAACACCCUUGUGCCCCCAGUGUUCCCCGUUACGAUCAACCACCUCCAAUGACAUAUCAGCCACAGCCAGCCGAGAGGAGCCAGACUAUCCUUGUGCCUGCGAAUCCCUACCACACUGCGGAGAUCCCAGAUUGGCUGCAGGUUUAUGCCAGGGCUCCUGUAAAAUACGACCACAUCUUGAAGUGGGAGCUCUUCCAGUUGGCUGACCUGGAUACAUACCAGGGGAUGCUGAAGCUGCUUUUCAUGAAGGAACUGGAGCGGAUAGUGAAGCUGUACGAAGCCUACCGCCAGGCUCUGCUCAGCGAGCUGGAGAACCGCAAGCAGAGGCAGCAGUGGUAUGCCCAGCAGCAGCACGGCAAGAACUUCUGAGCUCCUUCCCUUUCGCAGCGGACUCUGAGGGCUCUUGGAAUCUUAGGGGACUCUUUAAAAAAAGAAAAGGAAAAAUCGUGAACAAGUGCUUUGGUUAAAAAGGCAGCUUCUCUCUUGUUGAUCUUGCACCUUUUGUAAUUACCUUCUUGUGUAUCAUGUUUAUUGAAUACAAAAGAUGUUUGUUAUAUUGUAUAAAGAAAGUUAGUUUCUUAUUCUGAGAGCCAGUGUGGUGGGAAAAUUCAAGAAAAGCCACGUUUUAUAUUAUUAUUAUUUUGUCUGAUAACCAUUUUUUCUAGCAACGGUUGUACCUUGGAGAAGAAAUUUUAUUUUCGAAUGAUGUCAGUGCAAGAAGCGGCCUGAAAGUUAGAUGAAGCCUGUUUGCUGCCUUCCGGCUGCUGAUCUUGUGGGCUGCCUUGCCUCCAGGGGAAAAGGAGGUUCUGCUUUUCUGCGGCAGCUCUGUGGCCGCGGACACAGCUUUAAUAUGCAAAAGGUCCACAUGAUCUUCCUUUAU